Messenger RNA from Xyrauchen texanus (razorback sucker), 4655 nucleotides. RefSeq lists its product as uncharacterized. Gene Ontology annotation, biological process: peptidyl-lysine methylation. Gene Ontology annotation, molecular function: protein-lysine N-methyltransferase activity. The record is from RefSeq and is a predicted model, not a curated record. The transcript has 8 exons. Gene Ontology annotation, cellular component: cytoplasm; cytosol. Bases 200 to 2095 code for a protein of 631 amino acids. NCBI's taxonomy places the organism in Eukaryota, Metazoa, Chordata, Actinopteri, Cypriniformes, Catostomidae.
CUUCAGCCGUUUUCCUCAUAUAGACAUGCUGUUUUUUACUCUGUUUGUGGAUGUGAGCGCCGUGGCUUCAUGAAUCUAAAGCUAAAUUUAGACCUGUCAGUGUGUGAUGAAGCUGCUGGGUUAUAACUGCGCUGUCGAUGCUAAAGAUGCAUUCACAGGAGUUUCCCUGGAUUAGAGGACAAGACACAAACAGUAAGAUAUGGAGAGGGUACGCACUUGGGAAGACGAGGAUACAGACGGAGACCAAGAAAGACGAGACGGAGAUACAGUUGUGGUGUGUAAGAAAGACUGGCAGCCCAGUGUGCUGUCCACUAUUGAGAAAGAGACUCACCAUUACGCUGGUCAUGAGAUUAAAGUCUGGGAAUCACUCGACUCAUUUGGAGCCACAAUCUGGCCAGCAGCACUGGCUCUUUGUCACUAUCUUGAAUCUAAUCAAGCGACAGUCAAUCUUCUCGAGAAGGCGGUGCUGGAGAUCGGAGCCGGCACUGGUCUUGUGUCCAUUGUGGCCUGUCUAUUGGGCGCCUGGGUGACGGCAACGGACCUGCCUGAGAUCCUAGGGAACCUGAGAUGCAACCUGUCGAGAAACACAAGGGGUCGCUGCAGAUACACACCUCAAGUGGCGGCGCUCUCGUGGGGUCAUGACCUUGAGAAGACCUUCUCUCGUUCGGUCUACAAAUAUGACUAUGUAGUGGCAGCUGAUGUGGUGUAUCAUCACGACUUCCUCGCAGAAUUACUGGUCACCAUGCAGCACUUCUGCCAGCCGGGCACAACCCUCAUCUGGGCCAACAAGAUCCGUUUUCAAUCCGAUCUGGUGUUUACAGAUAACUUCAAAAAAGCCUUCCACACCACCCUGCUGGAAGACAACGGAGAGGUGAAGAUUUAUUCUGCCACCAUGAAAGAAGAGAGUGGACUAUUGAUGUCAGAAGUAACCGAGGAGGUCAUGAUGCAAGAGAACAAGGUGGAGAUGGUUGUCAAGGACGAGUCAAAUCAAACGUCUGGCGAGAUGAGACAGGAAACUGAGGUUAUUAAUCUAGAGAACAAUUGUGAGGAAAUACAGACGCUAAAGAUGUUGGAAAAUGGAUCAUUCAUGCCAAGGGAACUUCUGACGGAUCAAACAUUUAUAGAGGAGAUUCAAGAUCAUGCACAGCGAGAAGCCUUGGUAACGGGGCAAGGUUAUAUGCAAAAUCAGGUGGAAGCAUUAAAGUCAGAAGAUCUGAACAACAUCAAAGAGGAAGAGGAGGAGGAAGACUAUACAAACUGUGAAGCUGAAACUGAGGAGUGUGAAGAUGCUGAGAGCUUCACUGAGAUGGAUUCAACAGAUGAAUCACUUUCAGAACAGAAAUCAGAGGACAGUAGCUCAGAGAAUGGUAAACAACAGGACUUCAAGAGAUCGUGGGUACCCACUAUUUACUACAGCAUCGAGAAAGAGAUUCACCACUUUCUAGGACAGAAAAUCGUAAUUCAGGAGUCCAUCGACUCAUAUGGUGCUACCAUAUGGCCAGCGGCUCUUGCACUUUGUCGAUUCUUGGAGAUGCCACAGGGCCGGCGACAGAUUAAUUUACUCGACAAAUCUGUACUUGAACUUGGAGCUGGAACCGGUUUACUUUCAGUAGUAGCCACACUGUUGGGUGCCAAACUAACCGCCACGGAUUUACCCGAGAUUCUGAGUAACCUGACAUGCAACAUCAACAGGAACACAAGAGGGCGCCGGAGACACGAGCCACUGGUGAAGGAACUAUACUGGGGUCACAAGCUAGAGGAGGACUUUCCCAAAGCUACACACCAUUAUGAUUAUGUGUUGGCAACGGAUGUGGUCUACCACCACAGCUACUUGUCUGAGCUGCUAGUCACCAUGCGUUACUUCUGCACGCCGGGAACGACUCUCGUCUGGGCUAAUAAAGUCCGCUACGCCUCCGAUCUGGGCUUCAUCGAGGAUUUCCAAAGAGCUUUUAAUUCUACAUUGAUCAUUGAUCUGGAUGAUGUGAGGAUUUAUGUAGCAACCAGCAACACAUCAGAGGUGGAGGAUGACCAAGAGGCGAAUGAGGAAGAAGAGGACAAGGCGGAAAGCAAGAGGAAAGACGAAGUCAGGCAAUAAAGAAAUCCCAAGAGAGUCUUUGACAUGCUAAAGCCAGUUUAGUUCUUAUAAGAAAAGGGCAAACUCAUCUAACAGGUUCGUUAGGAAGCGUUUGCUUUAUGCAGCACUACAGUGACCUCAACGUUUGAGGUUUUCUUCUCGCUAGUCAUGAAAUCAUAAAUACAAACACUCUGAUCCCCCACAGUCUCCCAGAAUGACCUGCGGUGAAACCGAUAAUGGUUUUACAAGGUCAUCAUGCACAGAGGUGGGUAGUAACACGCUACAUUUACUCGGUUACAUUUACUUAGAGUAAUUUUGGGGGGGAAUUACUUUUAGAGUACUUUUACUCUCACUCAAGUAAAUUUCUAAUGAUUUUUUUUAACUUUUACUUCGUUACAACAGGCGACGUUCCUGUCGUUACAUUACGGGGUUUAAUUUUAAUUAAUGCGUUAAUAAUUAAUUAUUGAACGGGAUUUAUCAUGAGCAUUACCAUACCACACCAUUUUGGGAUGGGGGUUUUCUCCCAAUUUGGAACGCCCAAUUCCCAAUGUGAUUUUAAGUCCUCAUGGUGGCGUAGUGACUCGCCUCAAUCCGGGUGUCGGAGGACGAAUCUCAGUUGCCUCCGCAUCUGAGACCGUCAAUCCGCGCAUCUUAUCACGUGACUUGUUGAGUGGGUUACCGUGGAGACGUAGUGCGUGUGGAGGCUUCACGCUAUUCUCCGCGGCAUCCACGCACAACUCGCCACACGCCCCACCGAGAGCGAGAACCACAUUAUAGUGACCACGAGGAGGUUACCCCAUGUGACUCUACCCUCCCUAGCAACCGGGCCAAUUUGGUUGCUAAGGAGACCUGACUGGAGUCACUCAGCACGCCCUGGAUUCAAACUCACGACUCCAGGUGUGAUAGUCAGCGGCAAUACUCGCCGAGAUACCCAGACCCGUCAUGAGCUGUAUUUACCCUGCGCCCUCGCGGGAGUACUGGAAACUAUCACUGCUACUUCGGGCUGAUUAAGGCAGGGAAACAUCCUUAACAGGUGGAUUAAACUGCCUACUGUAUAAAUCCAUAAACAUCCUAGUAACGUGUAAAUGCAGAUGGCGUGACUGACAACUGGAGUGUGAACAGACAUGUGUCAUUUCCCUACCCUCAUGUUGUCCCGUGUGACCUGUAUUCUGUGGAACACAAAAUAUGUUAGAUGGAAAGUUAGGGACUGACCAUCUCAGUCACCAUACACUGAAAGUAAAUGGUGACUCAGGCAAACAUUGUCAUUCGUGACUCGAGUACUCUUUUAAUUGGAUACAUUCUUACUCAAGUAAUUAUUUCUAUUAGUACUUUUAAUUCUACUUAAGUAAUAUUUAAUUGUACUUUUUCCCGAGUACAGUUUUUGGCAACUCUACCCACCUCUGAACAUGCGCCACUUCUGCCAGCCGGGCACGACUUUUAUGUGGGCCAACACAGGACGUUUUAUCUAUCCGCCUGAAAGCCGAGUUGCAUUCACGAGGAUCCGCGUUGACAGAAUGAGUGCUUUUGAGGAUGAAAUAAUCAUAGAAAUUUCCCAAGAUUGUCAGAUUAGUGACAUCAAAUCUUAAAAGAUAUUCAGAGUUUCGUAUGAGGCACGUAGCAGAACGUAAAGCUGAUGUCCACGAGUAGAGCUGCAUUUUCUGCUUUGUUUAAAUAGUUCUGACUAACUUAUUAGUAGUUAUAACCCCACCCCUAAACACCCCGUAACAACAAAACUGACUGUGAUUGGUCGCUUCACAAUGGUCUAAAUGGGCAGUUCUUGACCAAUUGAAGCGGCUAUAGACUCCAGAACUAUACUGCAGUCAUCGGUCCGGCUACGCGAGACCAGUCAGACUUUAACUUCAGGCAAAGUCCAAAUUUUCCAAUUUACCCAUGUUUAUUGCUAUAAUAAAGACAGAGGCAUCAAAGACGUCAUCGAGGGCUUUAUUUAACGACUGGAUGCUGAUAGUAGUUGACUGGUCCAAUUCUAUAUUCGUAUAUAUCAACAAGGCCUCAUGAUGACAAAUAUGUGUCAUACUGAAGGAUGCACAAAGGCUUUUGUUCACACUGCCAGACAAAAUAUGAUUUUUAGACAUAUCGGACUCCAAACAAAUAAGUUAUUAGUACUCAGAACAGCAACUCGGUUUGGCUGAUUUCAAGAUGUCAUUUAAAAAACAAAUCCAACAAAGUCAUGCAGACAGAUUGUUACUAUAAUACUUUACACAAACAUACAAUAAAACUCAAACGCAAUUUUACAAACAUAAAGUGUGGGCAUCCGUUACUGCAUAAUUAUUAAACCAUUUAUUAAACAAUAGUUUGGGGAGGAUGUGAACUCAAGUGUAGCUCCUUUAACUAGAAUGUGUUCUAGUAUAUUGCAUUUGUUCAUUAACAAAUAAAAUGUAGCAAAAUGUUAGUACAUAAACAAAGUUUAACAGUAGAAAUGUAAAACACUGAAUAAAUUGUGCUUACCUUGUGGUGAUGUAGCAUGUGUACUAUGCAUGUAGCAUGUGUAGUGUGCAUGUAGCAUGUGUAGUAUGCAUGUGUAGUAUGAAUGUAGCAUGUGUAGUGUGCAUGUAGCAUGUGU